AUGCGCGGCAGCCCGCACCCGCCCCGGGCCACGGCCAACAGCGCCAGCAGCCCGGCCGAGCCGCCCCAGCGCAAGGUCUUCAACUGCAUCGUCGACGACACGGCGCUGAUCGCCGGCGUGAAGAAGAGCACCCGCGACGGCAUCCGCAAGUGGAUCGCCCAGGGCGCCAUCUGUCUCUUUGUCCCGCUGCACACCCUCACUGCGCUCCACCGCCUGAAGACUGGAAAUGACCGUGUCAGCGCAGACGCCCGUGAGGCCGUCAAGUGGCUGGACGACAUCACAUCGUCCUCGGCCGACGCCGCCGACCGCGUCGUCCUCGAAGGCGUCGACGAAGCAUACACGACGUGGGAAGACGUCGCCCGGUUCAUGCUGCCAGAGACGCUGCUCUCCAUGGACGACAGCGACUCGGACGACGACGACUACCACGAAGACCUUGAGAGCUCCUUCAACGCCCUCGACAUGUCUGACGGGACCUCGAUGAGCUCCGCGCACAGCCUGGACGACGCUGCGCCCAAGACGCCAGACUCGCCUCGAUCCAUGAUGACCAAGAGCAACGUCGCCGGCCAGGAAGCCGCCACAGACAAGGAGCACCUCAACGCCAUUGCCUCGGACUCGCCAGCCCGCACCGCACGCAACAUCUCAGAACCGUCCCGAGGCGCAAGCUCGCCCAAGCGCCCUGUGCCUGCCUACCUGAAGCCGCUGUUCAACCACGUUCUCUGGCGCAUCAACAAGGAAUCCAACCCAGACGCCGCCCUCGCCUCCUACAUUCUCCUGACCAACGAUCCCACCAAGCAGGCGAUUGCCUCCAAGUUCGGCAUUCGCGCCAAGCGCCUCGAGCAGCUGCGCGACACUGUCGCGCGCGAGGACCGAGAGUACAAGAACCACCUGACCCUGCACAGGAUCGAGUCAGAGUCCACCAUGGCAAAGAAGAACGCGCCACCGACUCCCAAGGCAGCCGAGCGCCCCAAGUCCAGUCACUCGAUCCAGGACAGGCCAGGAGAAGGCUCUGACGACGAGGACGUCGUCCUGUUCCAGCGUGCGCCCCGCGGCCCAGCGGCCAUCACAAACACCCACCGCGUCUGGGACCCCAACGACUUUGGUCGCGCAAACCAGCAGCAAUCGCCACGAGGCGGUCGAGGUGGCAGCAUUGCGCCUCGAGGCCGAGGCGCGCCGUCUCCUCGAGGACGUGGCGCGUUCGUGCCUCGCGGUGCCUACGUCCCGCCAGGACCGCAAGUGCGCCCUCCACCUGCGCCUCGCCACGAUCCAAACGCGCCCAUCGAUCCAAACUCAUUCGCGCGCCCCAUGCCUCGAGCCAGUCCAGCCCGCGGCGGAAGCGGACGAAAGCUAUGGGAGCCAAACUAG
Didymella exigua CBS 183.55 is the source of this 1362-nucleotide messenger RNA. RefSeq lists its product as uncharacterized. The transcript has a single exon. The coding region runs from base 1 to 1362 and encodes 453 amino acids. NCBI's taxonomy places the organism in Eukaryota, Fungi, Ascomycota, Dothideomycetes, Pleosporales, Didymellaceae. The record is from RefSeq and is a predicted model, not a curated record.